Messenger RNA from Pieris napi, 1859 nucleotides. Its product is annotated as proton-coupled folate transporter-like. The transcript is spliced from 6 exons. NCBI's taxonomy places the organism in Eukaryota, Metazoa, Arthropoda, Insecta, Lepidoptera, Pieridae. Bases 78 to 1589 code for a protein of 503 amino acids. Gene Ontology annotation, cellular component: membrane. Gene Ontology annotation, molecular function: transmembrane transporter activity. Gene Ontology annotation, biological process: transmembrane transport. The record is from RefSeq and is a predicted model, not a curated record.
CCAAACUAACCGAUGAUGUCAGUUCUGGCGGGUGUUUACAAAGAGACAGACAUAUAAAAAUACCUUAUAGCUUAAAAAUGUCAAACAAAACAAGUGAAUUAGAAAUAAGUGAAAAUAAAAACAAUGAUCCAAAAGCCACUGAAAGAUCAACAGUUUCUUUAAAAAACAGAGCUAAGCAACUUUUCAAUAACAUAACUGUUGAGCCAUUUUUACUAUGUUACUUACUACCAAUGAUAAUAAAUGGUACAGCAUUGCAAAAAUUUCAUAUAUUGAAAGAGUGCCGUGCGGAUUUAGGUUAUUCAGAAAGUAUUUGUGAAAAUGUUGUUACUGGUAUUGUACCUGAUAACAUAACAGCGGAAGCUUCGAAUGGAGCACAAAUAUUUGUAGCUGAUAUGCUUGCUUGGACACAGCCAUUGCAGACGGGAUUACCAGCUUUUAUAGUUCUCUUUAUUGGAGCUUGGAGUGAUAAAACUGGAAACAGGAAAGCUUUGAUGAUCAUACCUAUAUUAGGAGAAAUGAUAUCCUCAUUUGGUUUAUGUCUUGCUACGUAUUUCUUCUUGGAAUGGCCGCUGUGGGUCAUAGGUUUAAUUGAAGCGCUCCCGUCUGCACUUUCAGGAAGCUUCUCAGUUGCUUUCAUGGGAUCAACUAGCUAUGUUGCGGAUGUAACUACAGUGGAGUCUAGAACAUUGAGAAUGGGAGUUGUAGUACUUAUAGUUUCCGUGAGUUUUCCUCUAAGUAGUGCUCUUGGUGGUUACUUGACCGAAGUACUUGGCUACUUAUGGUUGUUUAUAGCGACGACAGUUUUAUUUGCUAUUGGAUUUAUACACACAUGUUUUCAUGUUAAAGAUGUCAGACGUCAACCACUGCAAGGAACAAUUUGGAACAAGCUUACGCAAUUUUUUAAUUUCGAAAUUUUAUUGUCAUUUCUAAAUUUGUUUCGCGGGAAGAAGCUUCUUCGUGUAAUACUAAUUCUUGGUGCUUAUAUAGAUAUAAUUGGACCAAUUUUUGCUGUAGGAAAUUUGAAAAAUCUAUACGCCCUCAAAAAGUAUGGAAUGACUAACGCCGCGUUCAGUAUAUUCACAACAUAUUCCCAAGUAUUAGGAAUGGCAGGCACCGCAAUUGUUAUUGUGGUUUUCAGCAAAUACUUGAAAAUGCAUGACACACUUCUUGGUGUUAUUAUAUCAAUAAGUAAAAUAUUAGGAAACAUUUUCUUUGCCUUGGCCCCAAACGUUGGGUGGUUUUAUGUCGCACCUAUUAUUGAUAUGUUUGGGAACGCCGGAGGUUUAGUUGCCAAAUCAUUUGGAACGAAAAUCGUUGAAGUUCACGAAAUUGGAAAAAUCUGUUCCCUUCUUGCAUUUAUGGAAUCAAUAAGUCCAGUAAUAUACUCACCUCUAUUCACUAAGGUAUAUUCGAUAACCCUUAACACAAUGCCAGAGGCUUUCUUCUACCUUGGCGGUAUCAUGACUGUACCUGGUUUAUUCGCUUAUUUAGCUCUCUAUUUCUUGCAUAAAAGAGAUGAAAGAGACGUCGUAAAGAAUCCCGAAGCAAAAGAGGAGCACGCGCAUGAAAAUUCAGUUACAGUUCUAUGAUCAGCGGGAAUUCCUCGGAAUAGUACUGUGCAUAUGUUUUAAGAACUACGUUAAUUUCCAUUGUUUAAUUUCAUGAAAUGGAAUUCAAUAUAAUAAAUCAAUGUAUAUAUGGCGCCCAAAGAUGGCGCCUUUUUGACAUAAGCCAUAGAGUAAACAAACUUCGGUGAUUUGACAUUGGACUCGCACCGUAAUUACACAAACAAUGGUAUAAUAAUAUAUUCUAUGUUUAAUAAUGUUUACAUUUUAUAUAAAUGUUUCUAAUGCAAAUAA